UGCUUCAAAUUUGACACUCGCACAUCACUCGACUGUGACAUUGCACGGACAGCUAGCGAAGCAGAAAUGUCUCACAGAGCGCUGCCAAUAUUAUUCUUAAACUUGGGAGGCGAAAUGCUCUACAUCUUGGACCAAAGACUUCGCGCCCAAAACAUACCAGACGGAAAGUCGAGAAAAGUGAUAAAUGACAUUAUUGGUAUGAUGAUGAAUAAGCGGUUUAUGGAGGAGUUGUUCAAGCCGCAAGAGACGUAUCCUAAGAGAUCGAUGAGAACAGUGUUCGAUCGGCUUGCACAUGCUUCGAUUAUGAGACUUAACUCGGCCAGUAUGGAUAAGCUUUACGAUCUAAUGACAAUGGCUGUGAAAUUUCAAGUCUUUUUAUGUCCAUCUCCCUCAGACAUUCUACUCAUUACUCUAAACCAUAUCGACGCUUUAAGAGAACUCUCACAACAAGAUUCAGUCGUUUUACAGAAUAUCGACAGCGUCUACCAUCUCCUCAUGCAGCAUUAUUCAAAGCUUGCAACAAGUGAAUGGCAGUUCAUACGACUCACUUUGAUGAGAUUCUUCCAAGACAUGCACACAAAGGUUUCCAUAUUUCUGAAGGGCAAGGCACAGAAUGAAAACGGCUGGUUUGUAGUGAAAAUGAAUGGUCCAGUGCCGAAUGGUACUGACAUUCCAGGAAGAAUAAGGUAUUUUAAUGAAGAUGGGAUUGAAGUGAGACAUAACUCGUUUCCAUUGUCGCCUCAUUGUUCAUAUGAACCGGCACUUCCACCCGGAUCUCUUGACAUCAUGGGAGACAGGGUAACUAAACUUGGCACCAACAUGUAUUUAGUUUCAUCGACGGAACCUUUACUUUCGCCAUCGAAAUCAAAACCGUUAGUCCAAACAGAAGAAACAAAACCAGCAGCUGUAGAUACAGGCUCGGAGGUUAAUGCCACAGUCGGAUUAAAAUUACUGACCCAACUUCUGGGCCUAGAGAAGAAACCUUCAGGAAAUGUGUUUCGACUGAAUCUCAUUGGUGAUGAUGAUCACGAUGACAGCAGUGGUUCAUCACGACCUCAACAAGUAAUCGAGAUUAAUGCAAGUCAGGAGAGAAGUAAAGAGUUGACGAAGAUAAUGGAUGAUCUAUCACUGCCGGAUGCAGGGCCAGCAACAGAAGACAAAGACAAGGGAGACGAACUGUUGGAUCUUAUGGAUAGUUGCUCGUAGAUGGCAAUGCUGUACAUGGCAAACAAAGUGUAUUAGAGAAAACUGUAUUGAAACAACAAAAACGGUCAAUUGAUUUGAUUGCUGUCGUUUGCAAUGAUUAUUACCACAAUAGAGUAUGCAUACUGCUACUAAACUUACCUGGUUUAAUGAGAGCAUGUGCAGGAG
Molecule: messenger RNA, 1371 nt
Organism: Corticium candelabrum
Lineage: Eukaryota; Metazoa; Porifera; Homoscleromorpha; Homosclerophorida; Plakinidae
Product: protein OSCP1-like
Exons: 11
Coding region: 67-1206 (379 amino acids)
Biological process (GO): transport
Cellular component (GO): cytoplasm; plasma membrane
Source: RefSeq, a predicted model, not a curated record